AAACACAUAUAUUGAAAUAAGAGUUGCAGUGCAGAGUUUCGAAGUAAAAUAGCAGCAGGCGGCAGACGCCAGGGGGAGAUACUGACACAUUUUCCCACACGUUUUAAAUAUCAGGACCUUUAUUGUGAAGUGUGGGGUCAAAGUGUAGCCGGAAGUGUAGUCCUGUAGCUCAUUGGUUACUGUUUUGCAGUCUCAGGUAGGCAUGGCGGCGACUACAGCACCAGCGGUCCCUGAGCAAUCUCCUAAAUCUUCGCCACAUGUGCCAUUUGACUUAUCUCAGCCACCAGUUAUCGAAGGCUUCAGCCCUCUGCCGAGGGCCAAAGAUGAGACCUUUAAAGAGAAGUUCAUACGAAAAACAAAGGAGAACCCUUUCGUCCCCAUAGGUUGUUUGGGAACAGCAGGAGCGCUGAUGUAUGGUCUACGCGCCUUCCACCAAGGGAAAACCAGACAGUCCCAGCUGUUGAUGAGGGGACGUAUCUUUGCUCAAGGCUUCACUGUAGUUGCCAUCAUUGUUGGUGUCUUUACCACAGCUGUGAAAUCCAAGCCAUGAAGACGGACCAAUCACACACCUCCGCCACUGGUCUGCCACCGCCCGUUCCACUUAAAAAUCAGACCUGAUCUGGCUUGGAAUUGGACUGAUGGCAUCGUUCAGUUACUUUUGUUAAUGCCAACACUAUUUAUUGUUUGAAUCCUGUGAAUUGCCCAUGAUGAUAAAGUAUUUAGCUCCAGACAAAGUAUAAUCGGAUCCUUACAAUGUUGAAUUUUUACUUUUAUUGUGCUAUAAUAGCAUUGAAGCAAAAUGCUGAUAAAUAUAAAUUGUGUGUUUCUUGCUCUUCAUGAGAAUAGAUUUUGAAUGUUCCCAUGCAUUGUCACUGACAUGAACAUAAAACACCUGACUCAUA
This is a messenger RNA of Plectropomus leopardus (leopard coralgrouper), 902 nucleotides long. RefSeq names its product HIG1 hypoxia inducible domain family, member 2A (gene higd2a). The record is from RefSeq and is a predicted model, not a curated record. Gene Ontology annotation, biological process: mitochondrial respirasome assembly. Gene Ontology annotation, cellular component: mitochondrion. NCBI's taxonomy places the organism in Eukaryota, Metazoa, Chordata, Actinopteri, Perciformes, Serranidae.